Lethenteron reissneri (Far Eastern brook lamprey) is the source of this 5800-nucleotide messenger RNA. Its product is annotated as formin-like. Gene Ontology annotation, molecular function: actin filament binding; microtubule binding. Gene Ontology annotation, biological process: actin nucleation; cortical actin cytoskeleton organization. NCBI's taxonomy places the organism in Eukaryota, Metazoa, Chordata, Hyperoartia, Petromyzontiformes, Petromyzontidae. The record is from RefSeq and is a predicted model, not a curated record. Gene Ontology annotation, cellular component: actin filament; cytoplasm; cytoskeleton.
AUGGCACACGAGCGAUGUUUGCUCUGUCUCGUGUUCCGUUUCGCUUUGUUCCGGCACGUUCUAUGUCACCUCCUCUUCCCGCUGUCUUGUGAAAAGCGCUGCCCAGGUAGAGUCAGGGCUGCGCUGACGCUCCCCAGCGUCUCCACGGUAGCGGGCAAGGUCCACCUCAGGUGUCAUCUGCCGCCGCCGGCCGGCGCAGCGUCCGCGGGAGGAGAGGAGUCGGGAGCGGAGUCGGGCGAGGAGGCACGCCGCACCUGCACGGAGGCCGAUGCGUUACGACCUGGCGCCGGCCACCCGGAGCCGGAGUCGGCAUCCGAGGUCGCCGACCCGGAGCCACAGGAGUCCGUGCUCACGUUUCUGAGCAAGCGCUUCGGCAUGCUGGCACUCUUCGGGAGGGCCGUCCCAGGACCCAUUCCUAUCGCGAAGGUGCCGAUGAUCGCGGCCGGCGACGGCGACGGCGACGGCGACGGCGUGAAAGAGACGGAUGUGACGGUGGUGGUUGAAACGGAGACCGACGGGAGGGGAGCAUCGGUGCUCGCCGAGUCCACCGUUCAGACACCGGGCGUGGAGGUGGAUGCUCACUUGGCUGACGGGGAUGACCAUGGGGAUGUUGCGGCUGGGGUGGAUGUGGGCAAUAUAAACAGCAGUCACGGUUGUGAUGCACAGCGGGACAACGCGGUGUCACAGCCGGAGCCACCGGCCGGUGAUGACCGCGAACGCAACCCCGAUCCCCGGGUGACUCAGAGCGAGGUGGUGCCUGCGAUUUUGGACAAAGUUGUGGGCGAGGAUGGUGACGACAAUGAGGAUGACUCCGGGGUGGAGAGCCAACUGGCAACGCCGUCGUCUGAUAGGGGCGAGACGGACAGCGACGCCGGCAGGGAGAGCGACGCCGACAGGGAGAGCGACGUCGCCACGGCCACCCCCACCAUCGCCGAUCGGCCGUUUGAUCCUCCGGAGCAGCUCGAAUUCAUCGAUGCAGACGAAACGAGCCGAGAGGCUCCCCCUUCCUGCGCCGCUGACGAAACAGCGGGUGGUGGCGGCCCCCCCGCGCCGGCGGUCGCAGCUGAUGCGGCCGCUGCCGCUUCCGUCGUCACUGAUUCACCUGCGGUCGACUCGACCCCGCCGAGCGCUCGGCCUCCGUCCGACGAGCCGAGCAACGGAACGCGGCACGCCGAUCCAGUUCCGGCCAACGGCUCGCGCCGUUCCAGUGGUGCACCAGCCGGGGAUUGUCUGGAAACGAAUGUGGUGAGCGGCGAUGCCCGUGAGACCGAUGCGGCCGGGCCCACCGAGACCGAUGCGGCCGGGCCCGCCGAGUCCGACGGCGAGAGGUCGCGUUCGUCUUCACCGGCGGCGCUGGGGUCGGCGUCGAGCGUGUCCUUAAGCGAGGGCGGCUACUCGGACUCGUCACCCGGCCUGGCAUCCCCGGUGCACCAGGGCUACGUCCACGCGAGACCGCGUGCGGACACGAGCGCCUCGCUGCCGCGGCCGGACAGCUUGAGCAUGGGCACCGGCGGCGCCACCAACAAGUCGAUGCCCGACCUCGUCUUUCGGAAAACGUCGCCCGUUCUCACCAGCCCCGGCGGCGGCGGCGACGACGACACCGACAAAAAAUCCCAGCCAGAGCCGGACUCGCACAGCUUCCUGUCGCGCCUGCCGAACAUUUUCAGUGGCCUGCGCAUCAUCAAGAUUGGCGGCAGCGGCGGUGGCGGCGGCGGCGAGGAGUCGGUGACGGAGAUCAAGCUGAAGGACACCGACCUGGCCGUGAUGAAGCUCAAGAAGGCGGUGCAGAGCAAAGUCCAGCUGGCCGAGGCCAGCGCCGCCGGUGUCGCGGGGGGGGGCUCGUCGGCCCCGCCAGCGCCGCAGUCGGCGUUGUCGAGACGGGCGAGGAGGGAUCAUGAUGGUCACCCGAAGCUGCUGUCGGUGACGGCGAUCGGCGAUGAGUUCCCGACGAAUCACUCCUGGCUGCCGGCGCCGGGGGUGGCCGCGCUGGACGGGGAGAGGAGGGCGGAACAGGCGGCGCACAGCGGGAGCCGAUUGCCGCCCCACGGCCAGUCGCCAGACUCGGAGACGUGUGCAGCGCCGUCGAGCCCCAGUGGCCGCCCGGGGCCCGAGCACUCGGAGGAGCGCUGCAGCCCGGGGCGCCUGGGCCCCGUGUGGCCGCCUCCGCGGCCAGCGGCGGACGAGGACAAGCUGGGCCUCAAGUACACGGAGGCCGAACACCUGGCGGAGGUACAGAGGCUCAAGCGGGAACACCACGAGACCCUGAGGAGCCUCCAGGAGGAGUUUGACCUGAAGACGUUCGAAGUGCGGGGCGAGUACGCCUCCGUGGUCGCCGACCUCGAGAGAAAGGUGGACGACCUCCAGUGCGACCUCUCCGCGCUGCACCUCGCCGCCGCCGCCGCGGGGGGAGGACUCCCGGGGCCCGGCCGGCGGGGGGCCACGCGGGGCACCCGGGACGUGGGCGUCGACACCCGCGAUGGGGACCUCCCGCGCGCCUUCAGGAACGUGCUCGUGCAGACGGACCGGCUGGGCUUCCUGCAGCAGCCCGACGGCGGGGAGGAGGACACCGGCAGGACGGUGCCCGUGCGCCUCAAGAAGUUCUUCAGCGCCGAGGAAGCGUUCGGCGUGCUGGGCGCUGACGGCGCGGUGACGAAAAAUCCGGCGGCUGGGCCGCCCACGCCGCCGCCGCCACCGCCGCCGCCACCACCGCCACCGCCGCCGCCGCCGCCACCACCGCCGCUACCAACCGGACACAGUCCACCGCCACUCCCGUUACCACCAGGUCUCGCAGCAGCAGCAGCAACAUCAGCGGCACCGGCAGCGCCACCACCACCAAGACUCGGGCCUCCUCCACCGCCACCACCACCACCACCUCCGCCUCCUCCCCUGGGUCUGGGGGGGCCCCCGCCCCCUCCCCCGCUGGGGGGCCUGGGUGGGGGCCGCGAGGGGAAGCCCCGGAGGCCGGCAGUGGAGCCCAAGCGGCCCAUGAAGCCGCUCUACUGGUCCCGCAUUCAGAUCAAGGCUGAGAGCGCCGAGGAAUCGCGCUGUCUCUGGGCGCAGCUCGACGAGUCGCCCAUCGAUCCGAGCGAGUUCGAAGAGCUCUUCUGCAAGAGCGCGCGGGCCGAGAAGAAGCAGCCGCUCGCAGAGAGCUACGCCAAGAAGUCCCGCGCCAAGCAGGUGACGAAGAUUCUGGACGGGAAACGCUCGCAAGCCGUGGGGAUUCUCAUGUCGAGCCUCCACCUCGACAUCAAGGACAUCCAGAGAGCCGUGCUGGAGAUGGACACGUCACAGGUGGACCUGGAGACGCUGCAGGCCCUCUUCGAGAACCGAGCCCAGAAGGAGGAGCUGCUCUCCAUCCGGUCGCAUGUCUCCUCCAACAACGCCUCCGCCGACGCCAAGCCCCUCGACAAACCCGAGCAAUUCCUCUUGGAGCUGUCGCAGAUCCCGAGUUUCAGCGAGCGCGUGUUCUGCAUGACAUUCCAGUCGGCCUUCUCCGAGGGCAUGAGCGGCGUGCGGCGCAAACUCGACCUGAUGCAGCGCGUGUGCACGAGCCUGCGUGUGGGCGCCGGCGUGCAGCGCGUGCUGAGCCUCGUGCUGGCACUGGGGAACCACAUGAACGGGGGCAACCGCACGCGCGGACAGGCCGACGGCUUCAGCCUCGACAUCCUGCCCAAGCUGCGUGACGUCAAGAGCAGCGACAACCACACGAGCCUCGUCUGCUACCUGACCUCCGUCUACCUGCGCUGCUUCGACAAUGACGCAGGCACGGAACGGAGCGUCUUCCCGUUGCCCGAGCCGCCCGACCUCCUGCAGACGUCGCACAUGGCCUUCGAGGACUUCUCCAAGGAGCUGCGGCGCCUGCGGAGGGACCUCAAGGCGUGUGAGUCCGAGACGGAGAGGGUCUGCACCACCUCUGCACCGGAGAACCUCCAGCCUUUCAAGAGCAAGAUGCAAGAUUUCCUCACCUCUUCAAAAAUUCGGCAGGAGACGGAAGAGCGCUUCCUGGAGGAGACUCAUAAGAAUUUCCUGGACACGGCGGAGUUUUUCUGCAUGAGGCCACGGAACGGCGAGAAGGAGGUGACCCCGACCCAGCUGCUCGGCCUCUGGGCCGAGUUCGCCGCCGACUUCAAGGAGAGCUGGAAGAAGGAGAGCAAGCGGAUCGUCGCCGAGCGACUCCGCGAGGCCCAGAAGCAGUACACGGUGCGCACGCCACCCCCGGGACAAGUCACGCUCACCGCCAAGAAGGCAGACGGACUGAAAGCACGGCUGCGACUCAAGGCGACCUCGUCGAUAUCGGAGGCAUGAACGUGCGGCAGCGGAGAGAGCGUUGGCAUCGUCCCUCCUGCUCCUCCGUCAGCUACCUCCACCUCAUCGUCCACUCCCCAUUACGAAUCUUCAUCGUCAUGGUCAAUGAUGACUAACGCUUCUCGUGACCUCGUGAUGAUAACUAUAAUUAAGUCAUCAUCAUUGAUACCAUCAUCAUCACGUCCACUUGGUACCAUCGUUAUCUUCGUCACUGUCCAAGUAUCAUCCUCAUCAACAACCUCUCCUAAUGUCAUCUCAUCGUCUGAAUCGUUAAGUAUCACGUCGUCAUCGUCAUCAUCAUCAUCAUCACCUCAGUUAUGUUCAUUCUGCAAGUGCUGCCUAAUCACCGACGGUCACACGCUACCUCCUGCUCCUCAUCCGCCACCUCAUUCCUCCUCGCCCUCAUGCUCACCUCGUCACCAUUCACCUCGUCGCACGCACUGACCCCUUCUCGCGACGACAGCUUUACAAUCAAAAUCGUGCUUCCUAGGGAGAACGCAACAACAACAACAACCACCAACGGGCGGGGUGGGUGGAGAAGUCAGGAACUCGGCUGAUGGAGGCGUCACCGAUGCGGCUCGCGCGGUAGUUUUUGUUGUUGUUGUUGUUGUCGUUGUUGUUGUGCUAAAGCUACUGCGCCUCAUUUAACGUUCACUUUUAAACCGGCUCAGGUGCCAGUGACGGCGUCGCGGCUGUUGUUGCUAGGAUUACCCAAAUAAGCUUUUUAAUCAGUACGGUUUUUUAAAAAAGAGUUCACGUUCGGCAAACGACCGCGCUUCUUCUCGUGCCGCGCGAAAUAGGAAGCGACGCGCGGGUGUCUGCGGGACGCUGCCAGCAGAGACGACGGCGACAUCCGAGGGAUUUGUUGUCGAUGUUGGUUGUUAUUUUUUUGUUUUGCACAGGGACGGCCAGGCAGAGAGACGGACGGACAGACACAGGACAGACAGACGCACGAUCUGACGGCGACGAGACUGACACACUGACACAGACGCGCACUGAGAAACAGAUUUAUAGACAGACGCACGGACGCACGCACGCAUCUCAACAGAUCUAUAGGCAGACAGAAGCACAAAUACGCACACAUAGAAGCGGGUAUACAUGUAAACACGCAGACUCCUACACACGGACACGGACAAACAGACACACGUAUACAGAUACUGUACGAAGGUAACAGAAAAAGACCCCCGUGUAUAGCCGUCACAGACUGUUUAGGGGCAUAUCGACGUAGACACGCUCAGUUAGGCACAUGAACACAGACACGCACGCAACCCAACUAACGCGCACGCACGCACGCGCACGCACACAGACAACAUUCUCACGCGAUAUUCGGGGGUGUAUUGUGGGCGCGUCUACACGAGCCGCUGGCCCACGUGUUAAUUCGUGUGCUGUGUGUGCAAUGCUGCGAUCGUGCUCAAUAAACCUGCCCGGGGUGGCCGACUUGCCCGGGUUCAAAUCCGGGUGUCAGCCGCGUGGUCAAACCGGGUCCUCGACUGUG